Recurvomyces mirabilis is the source of this 654-nucleotide messenger RNA. RefSeq lists its product as uncharacterized. NCBI's taxonomy places the organism in Eukaryota, Fungi, Ascomycota, Dothideomycetes, Mycosphaerellales, Teratosphaeriaceae. The coding region runs from base 1 to 654 and encodes 217 amino acids. Gene Ontology annotation, cellular component: mitochondrial inner membrane. The record is from RefSeq and is a predicted model, not a curated record. Gene Ontology annotation, biological process: pyruvate import into mitochondria. The transcript has 3 exons.
AUGCCCAGCGAAAGCCCAGCCGCCGGAACAGGCUUCCGGGAGUCCGCCGAUGCGGAGCUGCUAAGCAUAGCUCCUGGUCAAUGUUUCUCACCAUUACAAUUGCUACCGCUCGUCGCAUACAACAAAACAACUGUCGCCAGUCGACCCGAAACAUCUGGAAACAUGGCCGCUCUGAUCAAGGGCCUCAAUGCCCGCAUAAGGGCGAACCCGGUCUCGGACUACCUAUGCUCUACUCACUUCUGGGGCCCGGCCUCCAACUUCGGUAUCCCAAUCGCAGCCGUAAUGGACACACAGAAGGAUCCUGAGAUCAUCUCCGGCCCAAUGACCGCCGCCUUAAUCGGCUACUCCGGCACCUUCAUGCGCUACGCCCUAGCCGUCACACCGAAGAACUACCUCCUCUUCGGCUGCCAUAUCGUCAACUUCUCCGCGCAAUCCACCCAAGCAUACCGAUACGUCAACCACCAUUACCUCGGCGGCAGGGAGAAGGCUUUGGAGCAGCAGGCGAAGGAGGGGCUGAACAAGGCGGGCGCGAGUGUGAACUCGGCUGCUUCGGAGGCGGAGAAGGGGUUGAAGCAGGCAGCGAACAAGGUGGAGAGUACGGCUAAGGAUGUGGCCGCGAAGGCCCAGGCACAGGUUAACAAGGUUGUGAGGUGA